Messenger RNA from Naegleria fowleri, 1281 nucleotides. RefSeq lists its product as uncharacterized. Bases 1 to 1281 code for a protein of 426 amino acids. Lineage: Eukaryota; Heterolobosea; Eutetramitea; Acrasida; Naegleriidae. Gene Ontology annotation, cellular component: Rad51C-XRCC3 complex; Rad51B-Rad51C-Rad51D-XRCC2 complex; replication fork. Gene Ontology annotation, biological process: reciprocal meiotic recombination; DNA repair; meiotic DNA recombinase assembly. The transcript has a single exon. The record is from RefSeq and is a predicted model, not a curated record. Gene Ontology annotation, molecular function: ATP-dependent DNA damage sensor activity; four-way junction DNA binding; crossover junction DNA endonuclease activity.
AUGCAGCAAACCUUCCAUUCGGCAUUUCACCCGGCCGAAGAUGAUGAUUAUCUACUUGAUGUCGAGGAUGUAGCCCCAUCGGUCAUUGCAAAAUUGAAAGAGAAACACCUUACAAUGAAAAGUAUUAAAUCAAUGAAACUUUCCGAGUUGUCCAGUUAUAUCGGAGAGCCCAUGGACACAUGCAGCAAAAUUAUGAAAUAUGUGAAAGGAGAUACUUCUUUGAUCAGAAAUAAAUUAUUGUUGCAAAACAAGAAGGCAACGCAAGAUUUGGGAGGAGGAAACAAUACGACGACGUUGUCGUCAUCAUCUUCGGGAUUACUCUCACAACAUUUAUCAACGUUAGCUUUGCUAGAACGAGAAUGUGAUCCGACAAGGUGUAUCAAAACUUUUUGCAAAGAUCUGGAUGAUGCGUUAGGAGGAUAUGGUGUUAGAACUGGUGUCAUAACUGAUAUUUGUGGAGUACCAGGAAUUGGUAAAACUCAAAUAGCAAUUCAACUCGCAGUCGAUGUUCAGAUGCCAGCAAUAUUUGGUGGUAUUGGUGGUGAAUGUCUCUAUAUUGACACUGAAGGAAGUUUUACCAUUGAGAGGACAAAAGAAAUUGCUGAAAGUUUUGUAAGUCACUUGCAUGGAAUUGCAUCCAAACAAGGAGACAAAGACAUUACGAAAAAAGAUGCCAUGAUGGAAGCUCUGAAAGAUUUUAACGUGGAAAAGAUAUUAGGAGGUAUUUAUUAUUACCGAGCUGUGACAUUGAGUGAAUUUGUUGGUUUGAUACUUGUUCUACCAGAAAUUCUUAAAUGGAGAAACAAAAUUAAGCUGGUUGUCAUUGAUAGUAUUGCUUUCCAUUUGAGAAAAUCAAGCAGUGAUGACACCAUGAAAGAUGAAGUUAAGAAAUCCAUAGGACCAUCCUUGAGCUCUCUCGCUAAAGAUUUUGACUUGGCCGUUGUAACAACAAACCAAGUAACAACUAAGUUUGUGAAGAAAGAUGAUUCCUCAAGAAAUGUACAUUAUUUUGCUCCCUCCCUCAAUCAUUUAUGGAUUAAUCAUGUAACCUGCAGCAUUUUCUUAGAGUUUGUCAAUUCUAACCGAGUAGCUCGAAUUGUGAAGGGACCUUCUGGGAAAGAACGAACCAUACCUUUCAGGAUUACCAAAGCUGGCUUUAGAGGAGUUCUACCUACGUCUGCCCAAAAAUCUCUCAUAGCUGUCGAAACAGAAACUCACACUCUUACAACUGAAUACAACGAGCCUGAAGAUGCAAGCAACCUUAAAAGAAAGAGAAAAUAA